Mus caroli (Ryukyu mouse) is the source of this 3202-nucleotide messenger RNA. RefSeq names its product leucine rich repeat and fibronectin type III domain containing 1 (gene Lrfn1). Gene Ontology annotation, cellular component: postsynaptic density membrane. The record is from RefSeq and is a predicted model, not a curated record. Gene Ontology annotation, molecular function: protein binding. Lineage: Eukaryota; Metazoa; Chordata; Mammalia; Rodentia; Muridae.
AUGUGUGCAUGUGUGCGUGUGUGCGCGCGUGUGUCCCACACACUCCGGGGCGCCGGAUCUGGGGGGCUGUGGCGCGCCCGUCCGAGGGGCUGUGUGCAGGUACCGGCCCAGGCCCUGACUCCUUGAAGAGAGAUGAAGAAACCGAGAUUCAGAGAGGUUCAGACACUUGCCCCAGGUCACACAGCUAGUCUCUCCCACUCCUGCCUCCCCCCUGCACCAUGGCUCCAGGCCCCUUCUCCUCCGGGCUCUUCUCGCCACCACCUGCUGCUCUUCCCUUUCUGCUGUUGCUCUGGGCAGGAGCAUCUCGCAGCCAGCCCUGCCCCGGUCGCUGCAUCUGUCAGAACGUGGCACCUACGCUGACCAUGCUGUGUGCGAAGACGGGCCUGCUCUUCGUGCCACCCGCCAUCGACAGGCGUGUGGUAGAGCUGCGGCUCACUGACAACUUCAUUGCGGCUGUGCGUCGUCGAGACUUCGCCAAUAUGACCAGCCUGGUCCACCUCACCCUGUCUCGCAACACCAUUGGCCAGGUAGCAGCCGGCGCCUUUGCUGACCUCCGGGCUCUCCGGGCCCUGCACCUUGACAGCAACCGCCUGGCAGAGGUGCGAGGGGAUCAGCUCCGGGGCUUGGGUAACCUCCGCCACUUGAUCCUCGGCAACAAUCAGAUCCGUAAGGUGGAGUCGGCAGCCUUUGAUGCCUUCCUAUCCACCGUGGAGGACCUGGAUCUGUCCUACAACAACCUGGAGGCACUGCCAUGGGAGGCGGUGGGUCAGAUGGUGAACUUGAACACCCUCACGCUGGACCACAACCUCAUUGAUCACAUUGCGGAGGGCACCUUCGUGCAGCUGCACAAACUUGUGCGCUUGGACAUGACCUCCAACCGUCUACAUAAAUUGCCCCCCGACGGACUGUUCCUGAGGUCCCAGGGCGGUGGGCCCAAGCCACCUACCCCAUUGACGGUCAGCUUCGGUGGCAACCCGCUGCACUGCAACUGUGAACUGCUUUGGCUUCGGCGCCUGACCAGGGAGGACGACUUGGAGACGUGUGCCACGCCCGAGCAUCUCACUGACCGCUAUUUCUGGUCCAUCCCGGAGGAGGAAUUUCUAUGUGAGCCCCCGCUCAUCACACGGCAAGCAGGGGGCCGCGCUCUGGUGGUAGAGGGCCAGGCUGUCAGUCUGCGCUGCCGGGCUGUGGGUGACCCCGAGCCCGUGGUGCAUUGGGUGGCACCUGAUGGGCGGCUGUUGGGGAACUCCAGCCGGACUCGGGUCCGUGGUGACGGAACGCUGGAUGUGACUAUCACCACCCUGAGGGACAGCGGUACCUUCACUUGCAUAGCCUCCAAUGCUGCGGGGGAAGCCACGGCACCUGUGGAGGUGUGUGUGGUACCUCUGCCACUGAUGGCGCCCCCACCUGCUGCCCCGCCGCCUCUCACCGAACCUGGUUCUUCUGACAUCGCCACACCAGGCAGACCUGGUGCCAACGACUCAGCCACUGAGCGCAGGCUUGUGGCUGCUGAACUCACGUCCAGCUCUGUGCUCAUCCGCUGGCCGGCCCAGAGGCCAGUGCCUGGCAUCCGUAUGUACCAAGUGCAAUACAACAGCUCUGCGGAUGACUCCCUAGUCUACAGGAUGAUCCCUUCUACCAGCCAGACCUUCCUAGUGAAUGACCUGGCGGCUGGCCGCGCCUAUGAUUUGUGUGUGUUGGCAGUCUACGACGACGGGGCCACCGCUCUGCCGGCUACCAGAGUGGUGGGCUGUGUGCAAUUCACCACCGCGGGAGAUCCUGCACCAUGCCGCCCGCUGAGGGCCCACUUCUUGGGCGGCACCAUGAUCAUCGCCAUCGGGGGCGUCAUCGUAGCCUCGGUCCUCGUUUUCAUCGUUCUGCUCAUGAUUCGCUACAAGGUGUACGGCGAUGGGGACAGCCGCCGCAUUAAGGGGACGUCCAGGACGCCCCCUCGGGUCAGCCACGUGUGCUCUCAGACCAACGGCGCAGGUGCGCAGCAGGCCUCCGCCCCACCAGCUCCAGACCGCUACGAGGCGCUGCGGGAGGUGGCUGUCCCUGCAGCCAUCGAGGCAAAGGCCAUGGAGGCCGAGGCGACUUCCACUGAGCUAGAGGUGGUGCUUGGACGCUCUCUGGGUGGCUCCGCCACCUCGCUGUGCUUGCUGCCCUCCGAGGAAACUUCUGGGGAGGAAUCUAGGGCCAUGACCGGCCCUCGAAGGAGCCGUUCGGGGGCCUUGGGGCCUCCAACUUCAGCGCCCCCAACGCUAGCUCUGGUUCCUGGGGGAGCCCCGGCCCGGCCGAGGCCACAACAACGCUAUUCCUUCGACGGGGACUACGGGGCGCUGUUCCAGAGUCACAGUUACCCGCGCCGCGCCCGGCGGACAAAGCGCCACCGGUCCACGCCACACCUGGACGGGGCCGGAGGGGGCGCGGCCGGGGAGGACGGAGACCUGGGGCUGGGCUCCGCCCGGGCACGCCUGGCCUUCACCAGCACCGAAUGGAUGCUGGAGAGUACCGUGUGAGCGACGGGCGCACGGGCACCGGGACGCCUGUGGGCCGCACUUAGUUGCCCAGCCCGGCCGGAUGCGGGGGAGGCUGGAGAGAAGGGACGCGCGAGGGGCGGGGCCGGCCUUCCUCGGGAUUGGUGGCAGGUCGCCGGCCUCUCCGACUCCACUCCUCUGCCCCGUCCCCCGCGCGCUCGCGGACCUCGCCGGAGCCGGUGCCUUACACAGCGAAGCGCGGGGAGGGGCGGGGCCCCCCCACACUGCAGCACUGAGACACGAGUCCCCUACCCUACCCGGGACCCUGGGGCAGGGGCGAGGGGCCCAUUCCUUGUAUCUGGCUGGACUAGAUCUCUUCUGCCCCGCGGCGGCCUCCAAAGCCUCCAGUCCCCUCACUCAGCCCCAUCCCUGGUCCCACCAGUCUGGUUUGGAGGGAGGGGCUUCUCCUUUUUUUCCUCCUACGUCCUUGUCUUUCCUGCCCUCUGUCGUCUGUUUUAAGUCCUUCCCUACUUGUCUCCCUUUUUUUCUGUCCCAUGGUCGUCUCUUCUCCCUCCGCCCUCCCUUGUUUAUUUUUUUUGUCCAGUGUCCUUGUCUUUCCCGGUUCCCUGUCCUCACCAUCUUCCGGGCAGGUCCCACAGAAGGACCAGACUCUUCUCUCUACCUUCCUUAGCCCCACAAUGAAUCCCCACACAAACAAAAACCAA